AAUCAUCAUGUCAGCCCGAAGUAGCGCGCGGACCGGAUAGCACUACUGGGACUGCCUUAUAGUCAUAUCGUACUGGGAGUGGGACUGUGUUAUAGUCAUAUCGCAACAUCUUCAACAUCAUCAUGCCUGAGGCAGUACCGAGUGAGAAGCGUCGCGCCGUCGCAGCGACGGAUAGUGAUGAGGCUGCUCGUAAGCCGGUGGAUCAAAGGGAGCGCGCCGAUGCGUGGUGGCACGAAGGAGAUCAGGCGUGGGUGCCCAAAGUGAUAAACUUGCCCAAUGUUAAGAUUUCAGAAUCAAAAAUCUACAUCUUCUUCUUAUAAUAGAAGCAAAGUAAUUUUGAACACUCACUCCAUGGUUUUGCUUUUGGUUUUUGCCUUAGAAAAGGUAUGCGUUCCCGCUACCUUGUUACAGUCACAGUUCACGGACAACAACAUAAACAAACUAGCUACCACGACGUCGAGGUGUUGUAACAUCUAAAACGUGCAUAAACAAACUAGCUACCACGACGUCGAGGUGUUGUAACAUCUAAAACGUGCAUAAACAAACUAGCUACCACGACGUCGAGGUGUUGUAACAUCUAAAACGUGCAUAAACAAACUAGCUACCACGACGUCGAGGUGAUGUAACAUCUAAAACGUGCAUAAGCAAACUAGCUACCACGACGUCGAGGUGAUGUAACAUCUAAAACGUGCAAGAAGCUAAGCAACCCUCCCCCAUGGUGUGAGGGAGAAGAUCCGUACAACCCCGGCGAGAAAGUAAAGUGGUCUUGGAAAGACUGCAGAAAGAGAAAAUGCCAUAAGCAAGAUUGGGGACCCUUUUAUGGAUUUGAUCAUAUUGUCGCUUUGCUCUGCUUACGUUUAAUACCUACAAAAGUGCUGGAGCUCCUGCUUGUUCUGUUGUUAGUACUAGAAGUUGUUGAAAAUUUUUUCGCAGUGCUGGAUGGAGCCUCCUGGAGGAUAAGCCAACGUAUCACGACAGGCAGUCUAGAAUAAUUAAUAUAUAUUAAUAACAAAUUUUGUCUUACCGUUAUAAUACCCUUACCCCCCCCCUUGAACCCCCCCCUUUGAACCGUUGCGCCGACCCUUAUGACCCUUACGCCCCCCCCUUGCGAUACCCUUUGAGACCCUUGCGACACCCUUACAGCCCCCCCCUUACAGCCGCCCCUUAUGAAGCAGGCGACCCCUUAUGAUUUCUCCCCCCCUUUGUGACCCCCUUACAAGUUGGCACCUUUUUCCAACCUCUUCACCGUCGAACUCCGCAAAGUGCGCGCACACCUUCGCACUCACUGCCAGUGCUUCUCCUUGAUGGUGUUCGGGAUGUCGCGACUUUUGAACAUCACCGCGCGCCGCUCUCCCAUGGAAGUUGUCAGCUUUUGGAUCAUGAUCGACAAGAGAGACAGAGCGUAGAAGAGUGCGCACCGGUCUACCCUGCAAGAGGGCCGCGCCCUAUCAUAGUGGUAGUUGUCUGGUCUCUCUCUGUCUGCUUUCACAGUAAAGAAGAUGAACAACAACAACCAAGAGGAAGAAGAUGACGCAUCUUCAAGGCCUUGGGCUGCGUGCGUGUCUCACAUGUGGAGACUUGGGGCCUGGCUGCUGGUUCCAUUUGGGAGAUGCUACUCGCAACACCUGCAGCCGGCCACAUGUCUGGCAGAUGGGCAACCGAUGGGGCGGGCUAUGUGCCUGCCAUCCGAAGGAAGCGCGCUGCUUCUUAUUGAUUCGGCGCCUGACUGUUCAGUGUCCGCGUUGUGGUUGCCGGCUCUUUGCAGAGGAGGCGCGCCGUUUCCACCAUUCCACAGCACCAGCGCCGACGGCUGAUUCCCAUGCUGUUGCAACGGUGUAGGAAGUACCCGCCCCCCUUUCCCGGGUGAUGCUGUUGCUGGUGUUGCGGGUCAAGAAGGCGAGACUCCUCCUGGCGCUGUUCUUGCUGCAAACGGAGCACCAGGCGAAGGAGGUGCUGAAGAACAAGGGAAAGGCAAGGGCAAAAAAGGCCGCGGGGGAAGCCAAAGGCAAAGCGAAGGCCAAGGCGAAGGCGCGCGCUGCGCCAUACUGAACUCACGCCACAGAAUAACAGGGCCGACAGACGUGCUCCAUCCUUUUGCACUUUCUUCGCCGGGUGUUUUCCGGGGGCGUGCCCUUUGUUUCCAUUUUCUUCAGCGAGUGCUUUGCUCUGUCCUCUUACGCGCUUAGUUUUCUUCGAAACGCCGCAUGUGGCAUUCCCACCCCACGGCCAGACCGACCCUACUCAAUUUCGCAAGCGAUCAGUAGUCCUCUGCUAGACCGGCCUGGCGGCUCUUUUGGUGUUCGCUACCUACUACCCAUGGCGUUCGCUACCUACAUCCCAUGGUCUUUCUCGCUCUCUAUCUCAAUGCACCCAGCACGCACCGCACUAGUUGUCCUGCAGCAAUGCUUUUUUUUAGUGAAAACGUACUCCUUCUUCAUAUGUUGCACAAGGAUCUUCCUGUGCAAACGUACUCCUUCUUCAUAUGUAGCACAAGGAUCUUCCUGUGCAUGAGUGGAUUUUCUAUUUUUCCUCCUUCAUAUGUUGCACAAGGAUCUUCCUGUGCAUGAGUGGAUUUUCUAUGGUAUGGUGCUGGACGAAGCAGAUGCACCACAGGACGAUGACGAAAAAUCCAACGAGCAAAUGGAGGAAGAAGAGACGCGCUACUUGAAUUAUGUGGUGGAAAUGCAUUUUUGUACUUAGAAAUAAUACUAGCCGGCUAGUUUCCCUCAUUGUCUCGGAUAGGAUCCUGAGGAUCGAUAGUCCACCCUACCCACAAUGCUUAGGCAUACUAAAAGUGUCUAGAAGAUGAAGCUCUUCUAGUACUAGUUUCUUGAAUUGAUGCAGCUCUAAGAACACAAGCGAGCAGAGUACUACCUCUCGCAGCCUCCAGAAAGACUGCGCGCUGCCUGCCACAAGUACUUGGAAGCGAAAAGCCAUACCCAGAAGGGAGGCUUCAAGUUAUGAAACAAGUACUAGGAAAAAUAACUUGUAGUUCGGGGAUUUUCAAUUUUAUAACCAUUGUACCACUAGUACAUCAAGUCAACCUCAACGUUUUAUCUGCUUCUAACGAAUGGAGGCCACGAGGAAUACUGCAAAAAAGGCAACGGUCGCGGCGAUACGAAGCAGAUGAGUAAGUGGAAUGCUUUCGUUACUAGUUUUGAACAACGAAAGAAUGGCAAAGGAGGUACUAGAGCUACGGGUAUUGAGCCUAAUGCUAUUGCUACUGCGCCAACUUCAGCAUCUACUUCCAGCACAAGAAGUACGGCAAGAGCACAAGAAACACCUGCUCCAGCGGCAAGAGGUAUUUCACGAAACACUGCGAGAAUUAUAUGAAAACAAAAGCAAUGACAGGAAGAAUAAAAACAAGAAGCACCCUUAACAUUGUCAUUGUCUUUACCACAGUGUUUUUUUUGAUUGCACAAACUUCUCCAUCAACACUUUGCGCGCUGAAUGAUAGCAAUUUUGUUUUUGAUUGCACGGACUCCUCGAUCAACACCUCCUCCACCUGCUCUCUAGGUCCUCGUGCUGUCCAAGAACAAUUUGACUGGCUCGACCCACCGCAAGCAGCGAGAGAGCCAACGACUCUGUACAAUGUGAGUCGAAACUCACAACUUUUAUUAUGGAUUUAGGUUAAAGGUGUUCUUGUUACCGUUCGUUUUGCCUUUCUGAAGGACGAAAGGCAUAACCACGAAAGGGGUAAAGAACGAACACCAAAAGCCUACCGCCAAUUUUUGCGGGUGCCAUGCCAGCAUUAUCGAGGAAGCCAGACGCAAGUCCUGCCAUACAGGAUGGCGAUGACCGGAUACGAGGCCCGGACGGUUCCAGAGGACUUCCAUCUAAGGCGCUAAAGACAUUAUUAAAGGGACAAAUCAACUUCAACAAACCUCAGUCAGCGACAGCGUCCUCACCUCUAAUCCUAUGAAAGAACUAGCUGCAUUGUAUGGAUGUACCCUUAUGCCGAAGUACAAGAGGCUGAAGAGCUGGGAGGAUCUGGCGAAGAAAAAGAGAAGUGAAGAUAAGACGAUUGCAGAUUCAUCGCGAACACGCUCUUUAUGAGUGGAAGUUUAGUGGAAGUUUCUAAGUGAAGGUUGUCAUCAUGAUCAUCUGAUAAGGACUACUGCUCAAAUGAUGAAUCGUGACUAGUUACAACUAUUUCAGAAGAUACCUAAAAACAAGUAAGUUUUUGUCCUUGUCUAAGGUAGGAAUCCGAGAUGCAGGGGAUCGUGGUGCAACACAAGAUGUACCUUGGGGCCGAUCGACCUGCGGACUUGCUUGCCCAGCGUUGCCUUGCGCUGCCUCAAAUGGCUGAGCUCCUAGGGCCUGGAGUAACCAACCUUGGGUCUGCAGCCGAUGCGCCUUGGCUGUCCGCAAGUAAUGAGGCCGAUCAGGAUGUUGAUGGCGUUUUUCGUGAUGUUGGAGGCAUGGACCGCAAGGCACGACUGAAAAGUGCCAGGAACAUUUUUUGGCUCUUGCAGCAACAAAAGCUGGAGGAAAGGCAAGCGGCUAGCCGAACAACAGGAACAGAGACCAUAUCGUCCAAGGAUCUGUCGGACCAAAAUCGAAUUAAGGGUAGGCUAAAGGUGCUUUUGUUACCGUUUGUUAUGGCUCUCCUAAGGGGGGCAGCCAUAACAAGCGGGAUAAACGAACACCAAGAACCUACCUCUAAUCGAAGGCUGAAGAAGAUGAAGGCCUUUCACGAAUGGCACGAGACGGCGCUGAAGAGGAACUUUCGCCUCGAAGUAGAGGAGUACGCAGCAUGGGCAUCUGUCGAUUCUAGAUUAAGAAGACGCUUCUAGAUUCUUACAGUAGAGGACUUUUUCUUACUUGUUCAUGUUGGUAACGAGCAAUCGACUAGGCCUACUAUUACAACUUUCUUGUGCUUUUUUUCUCAGACUCAUAAGACGCAGUCUUCUUGAAGAAAACUAAACAACGAAAAUCCUCAACGCAGCAUGAUCAAAUGCAGCAGUUGUAUACCCUGAAGUACAUGACCAUGACCAUGCCCUGUUCUACUUCUAGUUCUAAUGCAUGGAGAUUAUACAGUUUACCUCUUGGCUGAGUUCCAACGUCAAGCACAUCGAUGGAUGCGGGCAAUCAGCGCCUACAGAUCAGUGAGCUUUUCUGCGGUCACAGAGUUGCUCGAAAUGCGCCACACCUCUUCUGAUUAAGGCUAAUAGUUGUGUAAGAACCAAAAACUAAAGGCUUCUGAUUGUUCGUCUUCAUCUGAAUGAAGGUACAGGAUGAUUGAACGGCCUCUACAUCGUUAGACAAAGGCGUAACAUGAGGCAUUAUGCCAUGACAUGCCUGGUUGUGGUCCUCUGCAGUAAAGGUAGACCUGGCCACUGGCUGAUUGAUACAAAUGUCUGUCUGAUCUGCCUUGCUAAUAUCUCGCGUAGGGGGGUUAGGUCUAGGUUAAGCUAGCUGCUUUCUACUUCUACUUAGUAUCAAGUCCUGAGUAAGCAGCUCCAUCUCCAGAUCAAUCAGUUUCCAUCUAUUUGAGGUUGAGGACUCCUGAGGAUGUCGGUGAUUAUCUACAUAAGUAGUGCAAAGAGUUUCGCUUUUGCGAGGGCGAGUCGCAUGAGUACACCCCAUUCACGACAAACCCUAGCAAAAGUCGAAAGUAGAUUGGAACGCUGUGGCUUGUCUAUUCUGUUGACGUGAGAGAACAAGGGAGCUUCUAGGUCCCUCUUCUCUCUCUUCUAAGGCAAAGACGCCCGCGCCGACGUCAACGCUGUCAGACAGGGGCCCAUCAGUGGGAAGGCGGCCCAGCUGGUCGAGUUCCAGAAAUUCAUCGCCAAACAACUCAUGGCAGGAGCAGGAGGAGCUGCAGAAAAUGGAACUACAUUUAAGGCUCAGCUUUCAAUGGAGGUCAUAGUUUAGAUUGGAGUCACUGAGAUCGAAGAAGCGACCUCCCCUUGAGAGGAGAACAGGGGAAAAGGAAGGGAAAGGGGAGAGCUUUGAAGGGAGUCUCUUCCGUUCAGCAUCAUGAUGGCCAUUGAAUGCUGAGCUUUAAUACAUCUGCAGCAAAUAGAGGAGGAGCUCCUGCAGGAGCCAUGGCGGGUUUGAGGAGUGCCGAGUAUACCCACAAGGUCCAAGGACUAGAUUGGUUUAUGCACAAAUUUGAAGCCGACAUGUACGAUCAGCAUGGUCAUGCUCUACAGGCCCCAACGAUUUUGGCACCCUUGAGAAUGUUGAAUCUCAAAGACAGAAAGAGUCGCUUGGCUCUGGCAGAUCACAUGCAGUUUCUGUCUGAAAACGGAGUCGCCCCACCGAUUGCGGAGCUCGAGUUACGUCAAUGACCCUUGUUGAUAUUUGUUUUUGUCUGUUUCAUUUUGCGUGGUAGUGAUAGUGAAGAUAGAUGAGGAUAGGUUGUUGAUUAAAGACUUGGACUACAACUUGUAGUUGUGCCAUGAUUUGUUUGCUGAUCACUUCUCCUGUCUACUCUACGGUUUCACGCUUGUCUGUGUUUCUUUCUUUCAAGUUGAAGCUCUUAGGCUCUGCGAGAUCCUUAUUUACAGUUUAGAGAAAUGUCAACUGCUGAAGACUCUUCUAAUUUUUCCAGCCGUCUCAGGAGCCGGCGACGUGAAGCGGUUCCGGUUUUUCGUGGAGUUCAGACUGCACGACUGCGGUGAAUGCGGUGACUGGUCGCCUCCGAGUUUGUAUGAGGCUGACUUGUUGCGAGAGGACUCCCCGUUUUUGCAUGCUGUAGCUGAGGCAGUCCAGCGGCUCCUCCCAAGAGGCUUUGAAAGCAAAGGCGACAAGAAGGACCCGCUAUCGUUGAGCAAGCCACACGUUUGCAUCGUUUUGUGCGCUUCGGGUGUCGACUUCAGUGAUCCGAGAAAGGAUCCCCGACAGAAAACUCGGCUUCUUCGCAUUCGGUUUUACGGGAAGUUGUAAUAGUACUACUAGUAAUGACUCGACGUGGUCUACUUCCUUUUAGUGUCACUACCAGUUGUAGUAUCAUCUCUCCCUCGCUCUCUCUUUUUUGAGUUCUACGAAGAACUUUUUCAACGAAAAAAAGUAGAAGUUGCUAGCCUUGAUACGGAGCUGCAUUCUAAUAUGUGGUCUUUCCAGAGCUUGUCAUGACAGACAAGACAAAGGCGGACCAGAUGAGGAACUUUGUUGUCAACGCUCUCAUUGUUAAGGCUGUAGCUAAUUGAUUCAUCUUUAUAAUGAGGUUCCUUGAAUAAUGAAUAAACGGUGUAUGGGGGAGUAUUACUUUUCAAGGAUGCAAUUGAAAGAUGAAUUCCUGACAGUUCUAACAGAGGGCACAAAAAGGCAGAGGAAGACGAUGUGAGCAAACUCGAGAAUAAUUUGCCGAUGGAUCGCCAUAUAGAACCGACAGGAGCUGCCACUACCGCCAGCAAGAAAAAAGGUUGUCGACUGAUUCAAAAAUAUUCACGCUGGAGCUCAAUUUUAUGGAACAAGGCAUGCAAAGCGCCAUGAAAAUGGAUCAUGAGGUGGAUGCAAAUAGAAUAUUGGGCUUAAAAAUCUUCUCGUCUACCUACGAGUCCAUAUACUUGUAGGGCAGUGGUUUCUAAUCAUUAUCGGGUUGCAAGCGAAAAUGAAGAAAGCGACGAACAAGGACGCAUUUGCAAUGUUUUCCGAGUGCGUGAUGCCUAAUUGCGAAGACAAUAGAAAUCCGUACCCCGAUUCCUCAGCUGCUGGUGGCAGGCGGGAAAGGGAGCUUCUUUUCGGCGACGCGUUUUCGAGUAGCGGCACAUACGGAGUUAUGAACACCUGCUCUCAGAUAUUCAUAACUAGUACUACAAUUGUGAAGUAGUUUAAGUUUUCUCUAGGCUUAUCGAUCCCUUCAAACAAUAUAUCCCUAAGAUGCUUAUCCCUUCAAACGAUAUAAGUAUAAUGUUUUCUCCUCCUUUUGUUUCCUGAUCCUGUUGAAAUAAGCAAUGUAGUAUUCUAGUUCUUCAUCCUGCUCUAGAAGUACUUUUGAUUUUGAAGAAGUCAGGAGAACAUGCUGUAGUUGCUGGUCCUUGUUCUUCCGCUGGUUUAUCUUUCUAAGAUAGCUUCUCGUGCUGGUGGAGCAGGCAGAGAUGAGAAAGAGAAUGUUCGCAGCCCCAGUGGCAUCCCGAUGCGGCUGGAUCCGCACUGUGCAGUGCUGGAGCUGCGACGAUCUUUCUGCGUGACGAAGGACGCAGACGCGCAAAGGCAGCAAAACGAAUUGCAUCCUCCGCGAACUCAUGUAAAGAUUUUGACACAGAAAGAAGGCGCAAACCUUCUGGAACGCAAAGGAUUUUUCGUGUCUGGCGUUGAAGGUUUGUCCUACGACUGGCAGUCCUCUUCUUCCAUCUGCGGAAACGGAACUUAAGAAUAAAGAGGAUCACUGAAUACAAUUUACAACGUGCGUUCAAGCUCAUGAUGUUCUUGUGCUUCUUGGUAGUAGAAGGGCGAUGUCGAUCUUGAAGAUAAUGAGAAAAAACGUCCCCACUACAGUGAUUGCAGUUCUUACUGCUGUAGUAAGUUCUGAGUUCUAGGCUCAGAAAGAUUUUGUUUGUUUGCGAAGAUAUUGAGUGCUUUGGUCUUCCACGGUCCACCUCAUUAUUCAGCCGAAACCCUCACAGAAAGCACGACAGAGCAGCUCACUUCUAAUCCAAGCCACUGUCAACAUCCAAGUUCAGCGUCGAUGAAAAUUGGCGUGGGCCUGUCCGGGGCAGCAGUGGCGUCGUUAAGCCGGGAGACGAGGACCUGAGUGACAUGGUCAAACUCCCACGAGAGGAACUGGAAAAGCAGCUCCAACGACAGGAGCGAAGACGCACAGGUGGUGGCAGUUAAAAGACGAGCUGCAUUAUUCUAUUGAGCUUCGAAAGGGUCUUUGUUCGAGGCAACUCGAUAUCGAUCUCCAUCUUUGUGACACUACGCACACGUUAUUCCUUAAAUAUCUUGUUCUUCGAUUGAUAAUAGCGAUCUUUAGUAUCAUAAUCGCACGAAGUACAUCAACUACAUGAUCAUACCGCUCGUGGAUAGAAGAUGAAUGAGAAUGAAUGUCCUAGUCCUCUACUUUCUCCAUUUCUUUCUUCGAUCUCUUGUUAUUGUUUCUUGAAAAUGCUUACGGAUGAUCUUUGGCAAGAAACGUGGUGUCCUCUUCAUCUGCCAAUAUUCUUUUCCUCCUUCGAUUUGCAUUCUGCACCUUCAUAUUGCUGCUCUCAUCUUUGCGACAACUACUUUCCUGUUUUUGUAUGAGCUCCACCUCCUGAGCAACACCCAAACUAGUAGACGAACCACCCAAAAAUCUUAACAUAAUUGCUAAAAAUGGAGCACCACGUCAAUCCAUCGGCACCAACCUGUCCGAUUAGAGGAAAUAGAUCCCUCAUUCGUCUCCCAGACCACUCUUCGUAGUUCAUCUUCGACAUCAUGCGGCCUAAUAUGUCGAAGUACUACCUCAUUCCCUAGAAUCAUGUUCUUGCAACUCGUUCUUCAUCUCACAAAUCUUCAUGCGCAUGAGUGUCCCUCAUCCACCUUUCUUAUAUCGUAUUCAGCCUAAAAAGAAUAACUUUCUCAUAACUUUUGAAGACCCGCCUGGUGCACGACGA
This is a messenger RNA of Amoebophrya sp. A25, 9545 nucleotides long. Lineage: Eukaryota; Dinophyceae; Syndiniales; Amoebophryaceae. The record is from the annotation of a GenBank genome assembly.